Molecule: messenger RNA, 1024 nt
Organism: Dermacentor albipictus
Lineage: Eukaryota; Metazoa; Arthropoda; Arachnida; Ixodida; Ixodidae
Product: G protein pathway suppressor 2-like
Biological process (GO): regulation of transcription by RNA polymerase II
Cellular component (GO): transcription regulator complex
Molecular function (GO): transcription coregulator activity
Source: RefSeq, a predicted model, not a curated record
GCUCUCUCAAGAGGAGGUUGAGGUUGCAAUCUCUCGCGUUUUCUUCGGGAUGUCGACCAUGCGCCCACGAAAGCUGAAGAAACCGAGCGAGCCACCAUCGCCGCCUGAGUGUGGGUCCCUGUCCCGGUCAUCGACGCCGCCGCCACGCGACCGUGCGACCGUCAUGCCUGUGACGGUGGAACAUCCCAAGAUGAACCCGGCCAUGUGGGCUGCCCUCAAGAAGCACAUCAUGCGGCAGCGCGAAAAGCAAAAGCAGGAACAGGAAACCGAUGCUGCCAGUGAGCGAGUACGAGGCCCGCGGGGAUCGAAGCGUCCACAGGACGAGAUGACGCUAGAGGAGGUCCGCGAAGAGCUGCAGCAGGCGGACAAGAAGCUCGUGACGCUCAAGGAGGAGAAGCACAAGCUCGUCGUGCAGCUCAAGAAGGUGCUGCAAGAAGACGACGUCCGGAAACGGGCUCUUGAGAAGAAGGCCGACAAGAUGGCUGCGCUCAACCCCCCUUACCAUCAGCAGCUGCCCCAGAACGCCGCAGUGCAGCAGCACGCUGCUGCGCCGAGCUCACCACACCUCCACAUCCAGGAAACGAACGGGGCACACUCUACGUACGAGUUGCCGCUACCAAUUCCGCAGAACCCUGGCGUCAUGCAUCGGGCACCGCUCAAGUUGCGGCUGACCCCAUAUCCUCUGCCUCCGUGACCGCAAGCCGCGACAUCGUCCUCUUCGCAGCAAGCGACGCCGCCUCAGCCGGGCUUCUAGCCACAGCAGCCCUACGUGUACAGGGCUCAGUUUCCCGGCUCGACGGCCUACGGGGCUCCGUUGCUGAUGCCGGCGUACGCGCCAGGCUACAGCCCCUUCUACUCUGCCGGAACUGAAAAUCGUGGUGGUGUCAAUUGGUAGUAGCCACGACGUCGGCACAAGGUGACAUCGAAGCUAUAGGCGCUAUUUCAUUGAGCCAGUUUUGGUUGCAGCGAAUCUGUGAAGGUGAAAUAGUUGUCCAUGUAGCUGCCACAAUAAACCAUUUAUCAA